Messenger RNA from Mycotypha africana, 1261 nucleotides. RefSeq lists its product as uncharacterized. The record is from RefSeq and is a predicted model, not a curated record. Lineage: Eukaryota; Fungi; Mucoromycota; Mucoromycetes; Mucorales; Mycotyphaceae. The transcript has a single exon. The coding region runs from base 18 to 1169 and encodes 383 amino acids.
UUUUUUUCUCUUUUCGUAUGCAACAACAACAGUAUAUAUGUGUAAAGUAUGACCAUCAUGUUUUCGAGAUUCCCGUGCGGCGAGUAGAUCAAAAAAAAGUUAUUUUGUUCAGUGACAUACAAGCGGUCGUUCCGAAAGCAACCGCCUUACUCGUCAGUCAGUCGACCAAAGUGGUUCCUUUUGACCUCGCAGAAGAAGACAAGAGGACAAAGCGAAUAUCAGCCGAGCUCUUAACAGAGGAUGUGUAUCAAGUGUAUGUGCCGCCGCCACCCUCUCAGGCAGCAGAAGCGGAAGGUCGUGCGAACGCGGAGUUGCAGAUCAAAUUGGAUCAAUUGACCGACAAAGUGGAUCAGCUUGUGCGUCUGGUCAUACAACAACAACAGCAGGCCGUGCUCCCUCCAGGUGCUCUCGAGGAGGAGACGUUGCGUCCUACCACCACAGCCUCUGCGGAAACAGCAGGGUCUUUGGCUUCUUUUGUUCUUCCAGCCGCCGGUAGUCCUCCUCCUCCUCCUUCUCAGCAGCAGCAACCACAACCACAACCACAACCACAACCACCGGUAGGUCACGAAGAAGAGGCAGCCACGGAAGAAGACGACGAUGACGACGAUGCCAUGUCGUCCAACCAACAACAAGAGGCACCUCCUUCUUAUGAAACCUCUGUUUAUAGUACCAUCAAAACAUUGAAUCGUCGGUUGUUGGAAUUCGAGUCGCAUAUACCCAAUAAACACAAAUCACCCAAAUGGUUAUCGAAAAGAAAAGCAUGGGUAGCACAAGUGACCGCAGCGGCUACCUCCUCCACCUCCUGUGAGCCACAGCCACCACAAGGGCAAGAGGAGAGUCGUGAGGACGAUACCCGUGAGCAUGGUUCUCCUCCUCCUCCUCCAACGACGACCACCACAGAGAAUAGUCAUAGAAAUCCUAUCCACGCAUUUGCCAUGUCGCUGAUUCAACUUGAAAUGGCUUUGUUAUGGUCAGCUGUGACAGAAGAGUGGAUUCAACAGGAACGCGAUACGUGGAUCAAUUUACUAGGGAACGCUCGUUCUGAACGUCAUUUAGCAGGAGCCUUGAUCAGUUUGGAAAGACAUACGUUGGUCAUGGAUCCUGAUUGGACUGUGACUCGAGAAGUGUGGGUGAAUGAAUUACUCGACAUCAUGACGCACUUUCUGUAAACAAACUCUCUCUUUUUUUAUUCAAAAACCAAUGGCUUUCCUAAUCUACAAAAAGACUCAAAUGUUCUGUAAAAAAAAAAAAAAAAAAAGAA